AUGAGUCGCAGAGCGAGCUUGUGUCAAGAAUUCACAGUUCCCAAGGCGACUCCAAUCUGCAUACAGGAUGUUUUCCACCAGCGUGUCCUGGAGCAACAUGAUGCUCCCGCAGUUUGCGCCUGGGAUGGAGAGCUAACAUAUGGAGAGUUGGACGACAAAUCCUCGGCCUUAGCCAGACUCUUGGUGCAGAAAGGGGUUCAGGCAGGAAGUUUCGUGCCCCUGUGUUUUGAUCGGUCACUCUGGACAGCAGUGGCUAUGCUCGCAGUUUCCAAGGCCGGCGGCGCCUUUUGCUUCCUAGAGCCAAAGCACCCAGUGGCUCGACUGCAACACAUGUGCCGUCAUAUCAAUGCUAGCAUUGUGCUAUCCGGUGAAUCCCAAUCUGAGAUGGCGAGGAACCUGGGUGAGCAUGCGGUUGUUACAGUGAACGAGAGUUUACUAGCGACCUCACCUCCGGAUCAGGAACUGGGAGCUGUGGCUCCUGGUCAAGCAGCCUAUGUCGCCUUCACAUCAGGAUCCACAGGCAAGCCCAAGGGUAUCCUUGUUUCUCAUCAAGCAUUGGUCGCCGGGGUUGUCCACAACCAUAAACCUAUGCAUCUGAGUCAAAAUUCCCGAGUCUUGAGUUUCGCAUCAUUUGCAUUCGACGUCAGCUUUUUGGAGCAUUUCUGGGCGCUUCUUGUUGGAGGCUGUCUUUGCAUUCCGUCUGAGUCUGACCGCGAAAAUAAUCUGCUAGAGAUCAUCGAGAAACUGCAGGUUAAUUGGGCCUUCCUUACUCCUUCUGUAGCUCGUGUACUCAAUCCCACGAAGCUACCAAGUCUGAGACACCUCGUCAUGGGAGGAGAGCCCAUUACUCGGACAGAUCUUGACAUGUGGUUACCGCAUGCCCAUCUCAUAGGCGUGUAUGGCCCGGCAGAGUGCGCGGGGUGUACCACCAUCCAAUCCAACUUUGGGAAAGUAGAAUCUGCUACAAAUAUUGGUUUCCCUUAUGCCGUCGCCUGCUGGGUGGUGGAUGAGAGCAACCAUAACGUUCUCGUCCCAAACGGUUUAGUCGGGGAGCUUGUGAUCCAAGGCCCCAGUUUAAGUGAAGGCUACGUCAAUGAUCCAGAAAAAUCAGCAAAAUCAUACAUUUCAAGCCCCUCCUGGCUUUCUGUCUCGAAGGAAGCGGAACAAAAGUUAUAUAAAACAGGAGAUCUGGUCCGUCGCCUGCCAGAUGGCUCGCUUCAUUUUAUCAGCCGCAAGGAUACGCAGGUAAAAAUCAACGGCCAGCGCAUCGAGCUCGGAGAAGUCGAACAUCAGACACGGGCAGUUCUGGGAGGCAACCGAGAGGUCAUUGUGGAAGCUAUAAAGGCCGGUAGACCAUCGUCAUCUCUGGUUGCCUUCAUUGUCAUGGACAACAUGCCCCAAUCUUCUACUGAACUCUUUCUGGCGCCAAACGCGGGUUUCAAGGAUCGAAUCAACACAACCAAGUCGCUGCUACGCGAAAGGUUGCCUGAUUAUAUGAUUCCAGAGACCUAUAUCUCUGUUAGUUAUGUCCCUUCGACAGUGACAGGGAAAGCAGACCGCAAGCGCUUGCGAGAGCAAUUCGCGCAACUUCCGCGUGCGCAGAUAAAGGCCUAUUUCGGUGUUGAAGACAAGGAGAAGGCUAUGCCACUUACAGCAACAGAACUGAAGAUGCAGAGACUUUGGGCCAAGGUGCUCUACCUAGAAUUGCAGGAAAUUGCAAGAGAUGACGAAUGGGUCUCUUUGGGCGGUGACUCUCUUGGGGCUAUGCAACUGGUAUCGCUUGCGCGUCAAGAGCAAUUCUUCCUGACGGUUCCUGAUAUAUUCCGCCACAGAACGAUCUCCACUCUGUGCCAGAAUAUCAAAACAGACGUUUCGGAGACAACGGAAGACAUGAAGCCAUUCGCACUUUUAUGCGACCUUGAGCUGAAGAGCGACCAAAUUCUUCAUACCAUCGCAGAUCAGUGCCAAGUAUCUCAGGGCUCGAUCGAGGACGCUUAUCCUAUUACCUCGCUCCAGCUUGAUGCGUCUGUCAUCCCCAUCCAAUUUGAGUACAAUUAUACACUACGGCUCGAAUUUAAGUUGCCGUCCACUGUCGAUCCAGCCAAGCUCGCACUUGCAUGGGAAAUGACGGUUGCCUCCAACCCUGUUCUCCGUACGCGUAUCGUCGAGCUAACGAAAGACCGUUAUAUACAAGCGGUUAUUCGAGAGACAAUUCCAUUAGACAUUCUUGAUAGCUCGAAUAUGGCUCGAUAUGAGCCUGCUGUCGAUGUCUGGGGACUUGGAAAACCCCUGGUGCGAGUCGGUCUUCAAACAAAUCGAUUUGUCAUGCUGAUACAUCAUGCCAUCUACGAUGGUCAAUCUUUACCCCUUCUCUUCCGAGACAUCUCCAACGCAUACCAAGGUCAAAAGUUGACUUUGAGACGCUUUGCUCCGUUUGUUCGGUGGUCAAAAAAUCUCGAUGUCUCUAAGCGUCAGUUCUGGAUUGAUAAAUUCGCAGGGUUCAACGGCAAAGUUUUUCCCCCGGUGCUGGAUCCAUCGCUUGAGCCUACCGAAAGCCGCGAACUUACCGGACGCCUAAACAUCAUCCACGAUGCCUUCACUGCUACGAACAAGAUCCGCGUAACUUUGGCUAUUGUGAUCUCCUGGCACCACGGUACAAACGAUGUUGUGUUUGGGGGCGUCUUCGCCCGGCGAUCGGCACCUAUCACGGAUAUCAUAGAUUCGGCUGUCCCAACCACUGCCAUGCUCCCUGACCGAAUCAAAUUGGACCCCAACGAGACCCUCAGGUACAACCUGGAGAGAGACCAGGACAACAUUCUGUCCUUAAUGAUGCACGAGGGAAUCGAUGACCGAGAUAUCGAACAGCUGAGUCCCGAAUGUAAAGCAGUCGCAUGCACGUAUGGUACCCUGCUUGCUGUGCAACCUGAUUUGGCCACGGCAUAUCCAGAGAUGUUUCGAGAGCGGGACAUGCAAUAUUAUGGUCCUAUUUGCGCUUUGAAUGCUCUGAUGCAAUGUUACUUGUCCUCUGAAUCUGCGACCAUCUCUCUUCUCCUCAGCGAGAGCACGAUGGAUGGCGUAUACCGUUGGGGGCAAUUCCUGGAUGAAUUUGAAGCAGUCUUCCACUUCAUCCAGAAUAAUCCGGAUGUGAAGCUCUGCGAUCUUCGAGGACAGCUGGACAUUCCAAAUCCCCGUUCCCCCGAAUAG
Molecule: messenger RNA, 3204 nt
Organism: Aspergillus caelatus
Lineage: Eukaryota; Fungi; Ascomycota; Eurotiomycetes; Eurotiales; Aspergillaceae
Exons: 1
Coding region: 1-3204 (1067 amino acids)
Biological process (GO): amino acid activation for nonribosomal peptide biosynthetic process; secondary metabolite biosynthetic process
Cellular component (GO): cytoplasm
Molecular function (GO): catalytic activity; phosphopantetheine binding
Source: RefSeq, a predicted model, not a curated record